Molecule: messenger RNA, 5031 nt
Organism: Frankliniella occidentalis (western flower thrips)
Lineage: Eukaryota; Metazoa; Arthropoda; Insecta; Thysanoptera; Thripidae
Exons: 3
Coding region: 1-5031 (1676 amino acids)
Biological process (GO): telomere maintenance; DNA repair
Molecular function (GO): DNA helicase activity
Source: RefSeq, a predicted model, not a curated record
AUGGAGCUCCCAUCGAAAUUGCACACACCAUUGUCUUGCACAGAAUGUUCAACUGGAGCCAAGUACUGCGAGUUAACAAACACUCACUAUAUUGAUGUUCGUGGAGAUGGAUUGUGCUUCUAUAGAUGUUUGGCUCUUUACCUUCAAAACGAUAUGUUGGCAGUGAAGGAAGCCAUCAUAGAAGAAAUUUUUCUCAAUUGGGAAUCGCACAAAUGCUUUUUCGUUUUUAAUGGAAAGUGCAUCUAUAAUAAUGCUCAAGAUUACAAAACGAAGAAUCUGACAAGACAGCCGAAUAGGUGCUGGGAAUACGCAACCGAUGUUGAAAUCGGUGUGUCCAGUAAGCUGUUUAAAGUUAACAUAGCAGUUAUUAAUGUCGGAAAUGGUGAAAAGACACCAUUGUCUCCAGCUCCAGAAGCAAUGAAUUUUUUUGGAAAUUCGACUAAUGUUUUGAAGUUUGCUAUUCGAGCUUCAAACCACUUGACUCAGGCUGCUCAUUUUCAAUUGUUUUCUGAAGUGCCUUCAAUGUUCGUAGAACAGUUUGAUAGCUUUUUUUUGGAAGUGGAAAAUGUUACUGGUAAUUCAGAUUCUGGAUUUGUUAAUGAUUCCCUUAUUUCUGAUUCUGAAGAAAGUGAAUUUGAGUUUAAUUUUCAUCUUUCGGACGAUGAGAUUAGUACCGAGUCAAGUUCUUCUGAUGAAGACAGUUUUGAUUUUAAUUCGUCUGGAGACGAUUUAGUUGAUGAAGAGUGGGUUGAGAAUUUGAUUGAACCCAUUGACAGUGAUGUCGAUGAUCCUGGUGAAAGAGCACCUUCUACUGGAAACCGUCCGAAUUUGAGUCGUCCAGCUGGUCGUCCUUGGAAUGUCGACAAAUUACAUUCAACUUUUCAGAAGAAACCACUCACCAGCAGACUUCCUAAUAAAAGGCAGACGUACAUGGUUGGUGCUUUGUUUGGGGAUGAAGACCUCAGCAAAGUUGUACCUCUGGAUUUUGAGUUGUGUGACGUUUGUUGUCCACAUUGCGAUGCAAAGUAUUGGAAGGCAGAAUUGUCGAGGACUCGCAAUGAUGCUGGCUUGAAGUGUUGCACCUAUGGAAAGUUUUUGCUUCCUGAGGCUUCAAGUUUUAAAACUCCAUCAGAUGAUAUUGUUGAAUUGUUUCGUGGACAAUCUCCACUUGCCAAGAAUUUUCAAUCAAACAUUCUGAAGUAUAAUAAGUUGUUUGCUACAAGUUUUGUUAGCGGUGACUUUCAGAAUGUCGGAAGCCGGCAGCAUGGUCUAUGGAGUUUAAAAGUAAAUGGAGAAGUGAAAUGGCACAACCAUUCUUACCAAGAUGAUGGUGAUCAGACAAGGCCACCCAACCAUGGUCAAAUUUAUUUUAUGGAUUUUUCGGAGGACAACUUCUCUACAAUUCUUGAAAAGCGCCGACAAGGUCUGCAGCAUAACGCUGAUUUGUCUGAUGACAUUUUACAACGUGUAGAAUUGUACCUUCGCCAGAACAACUGCUUUGUAAAGGCUUUUAAGACCACGAAGGAAAUUGAAUUGGAGGAACGCCAAAGAGCACUGGCUGAAAAUCGUCCGUUCCGUGACGUAGUAUUAGUCAUCAAUCCUAAAGAUCCUGCAACACGUGUCGUCCGUGUUGGGGACGAUUACGUUGAUCGUUUACUGAGAGGUACUCAGUAUACUAUUACGCCAGUUGCUGAUGGUGUAGGCGCAGUUUUUACUGGUCUAUUGCGUCCAAUGUCGUACGAUGCCAAGUAUUUCCCAAGACCCCAGGAAGCGGGUGAGCACGGCCCUGGUACCGUUGGACCUUCGCGAAGAACCUUAGACAUUCAGCAAUUUCCCUUGCUUCAUUUGCAUGGUGAAACUGCCCAUCUUGAUAUGGCUGAGGAGCGUGCUAAUCGCACUCCUUCUCUUGCUGAGUAUUAUCGGUAUCGUAUUGCAGUCCGUGAUGCUGAUUUUAAUGUUCUUCAUGAGGCCAAGAAGCUUUUUGCCAUGUACCUUAUAAAUGGUGCCUUAAAAGUCCUCUAUGAAUGGUUGUCGUAUAGAGCCUCUCAUCAGGAAACUCUCAAAGCUGAGUGUUAUAACACUCUUCGUCAAUUUGUGGCAGCAAGGGCGUUAGAACAGGGGAGAAGAAUUGGCAGGAUAGUCAUUUUGCCACCUGGUAUUUACGGAUCACCGCGUCAUAUGAAAAAUCAGUUUUAUGACGCUCUUGCUGUUUCCCAAAAAUUGGGACAUCCAUCGUGGAUGGUAACAUUGACUUGCAACACGAAAUGGCCUGAGAUUAUAAGAGAAUGUAGCCGUAGUGGCACUGAUCCUAACUACAGGUAUGACAUCGUCAAUAGAGCUUUUGAGAUGCGUGCCACUCAACUGUUCUCUGACAUAGUUCGUGAGCAGAUUUUUGGGAGAGUAGCUGGAGAGAUGACCGUCCGUGAAUUCCAAGGGCGUGGUCUAACUCAUACUCAUGGGUUGUACAUCAUGAAACCUGAAGAUGCACCCAACUGCAGUGCCGAUAUCGAUAAGAUUAUCUGUGCACAUUUUCCUGAUGAGAGGAAGGAUCCCCAGCUGUUUGAUUUGGUUCGCAAGUUCAUGGUCCACGGACCCUGUGAUUCAAAUUCACCUUGCCACAAAAAAACAGGAAAGUGCAAGCAUGGAUUUCCAUUUGAUUUUCGAGAUGAAACUGAUAUAUCUGGCAAAAGGCCAUUAUAUCGUCGUCCUAAUGAUGGACGUGGUUUUUUCAAGAGGGUUAAUGGAGUCCUUAUGUUUAUCGACAACCGCUGGGUAGUACCUCACAAUCCUUUCGUUUUGCUUCGGUAUGUUGGUCAUGUCAACAUCAUUUACAGUCCUUCAUGCUCUGGAUGUAAGUAUUUUUAUGGCUACCUUUUAAAAGGCAGCUAUGGAAAUAAAGUUCAAGUUUCCAUUGUGAAGCAAAAUGAAGAAAGACCACCUGGUGAUCCCUAUGUCCAUGAUGAAGUUCAAGAGUUCAAGGAGAUGAGAAACAUGGGUCCAUAUGAGGCCCACUAUUACAUAAUGGGAAAUUCUCAGGCCCAUAUUUAUCCACCUGUUGAGGUUCUUCCAGUUCAUGAAGAAUUCAAGGAAGUUAUCAUUCACGUUGAAGGUGGCGAAGAAGCGGCUGUCGAAAGGCAUGUUGGCACAAAGCUUACUGCAUGGUUCGACCUUAAUCUUCGUAAUGGUCCUCAUCGUGGCAAAUUGUACACAGAUGUCGUUGAAAAUUAUCUUUAUAAAGAUAAUUCUUGGAAGCCAAGUCAGCGGCAUACUAUUGGCCGUCUUCCGCCUCUUGCUUGCAGUCCCUUGAACUCUGAAUUGUAUCACAUUCGUUUAUUGUUGUGUAAUCGAAGUGAUGUUACAAGUUUUGUGGCCUUGAAGACUGUUGAUGGCAUUGUUCAUCCAACAUACAAGUCAGCAUGUGCCGCUCUUAAUUUGAUUGAAAAUGAGGAUGAAUUAAUCCUUUAUAUGGAAGAAGCUGUUCGUGAGCAGUUUCCUAAAACAUUGCGUGCUUCAUUUGCUGUAAUGUUGUGUAAUGGCAAUCCUGUGGAUCCAGGUGGUCUUUGGCUCAGAUUCAAAGAAGAUCUUGCGUCAGAUUUCCUUAGCGAGAUUGAAGAUGAUGAAGAGCUUGCCUUUCAAUUAUGUCUCAGAGACAUUUCUGAGAUAUUGAGGGAGUUCGGAAAAUCUCUUGAAGAUUAUCAUCUGCCUCCAUUAAGUCACAUUGUCCUUGAACGUUUUAAUGACGUCUCAGUAUCUCCACUUGCUGUUUCUCUCGAGGUGGCAACCGAGUUGAUUCAGAAGUUAAACGUUGAACAACGUUUGUUUUUUGAUGCUGUUGUCAAUUCUGUUUGCAAUGGUAGUGAAGAACAGUGUUUUUUCCUUACUGGUCCUGGUGGAACUGGCAAAACAUUUACGUAUAAUGUUUUAAUUGAUUACAUGCAAGCACUUGGCAAGAGCGUAGUGGUUACUGCUUACACUGGUGUGGCAGCUAAUCUCCUACGAAAUGGUUUGACAAGCCAUAAGGCUUCUGGUUUGCCGUUUGAGGAUGAGGGUCUUGGACUUUCUAGAAGUACACUUAAGCUUCAGAGUCUAGAAGCACAGAAGCUCAGAAGUGCUGACCUCAUUAUUUGGGACGAAGUCUCAAUGGUCCAUGCAUGGCAUUUGCAUGUUGUGGACAACUUUUGGCGUGACUGCAUGGAGAGCUCUGAGCUGUUUGGUGGUAAAAACAUAAGGUAUGAAUUAACCCAAAAUUUGAGAGCACUUGAAGAUCCUGAGUUUGCUGAUUGGCUUCUUAAAGUUGGCGAUGGCAGUGCUAAUAAGCCCGGAACCACAGAAAUCAAAUUAGAUUCUGAUAUGGUUGUUAAUGGCAUCGACAAAGUUAUAAAUCAUUGUUUUGGUAAAAACAUUGAUAAGCCAGAUGCUUAUGAUGCAGCUAUUCUUUGCCCUACAAAUGCUUCCGCCACAUUUGUAAACAACUUAGUUAUGGAUCGUCUGCUUAAAGGAAGAACAGAUGAUCGAACAUACUUUUCUACCACUUCGCUUAUAAAGCACAAGGGGCUUCAGGAUGAAGAUGUUAAUCUGAGGUAUCCUACAGAGUACCUUAACUGCCUUGAGUCUGCAUCUAUUCCGCCACAUAAACUUCAUUUAGUUCCUGGAGCUAUUGUUAUGCUUAUUAGAAAUUUGAGAGUCAGUGGUGGCCUUUGUAAUGGCACACGGCUGAAAGUUGUUAAACUUUAUCCAAACUGCAUAAUCUGUGAAAUAAUGAAUGGUUCUCAGAAAGUUAACAAGAGUCAAGGGCAGACCCUCAUUAGAGCAGGGCUGUACCUAAGAACGGCACUUUGGUCUCAUGGCCAGUUUUAUGUCUCUGCAAGCCGAGUCAAAUCUCGAUCGGCAUUAAAAAUUUUAGUGGAAGAUGGUCUUAGUCAAGGAAAAAGAGACAUAACAGUCAAUGGAAAGACAAAAUCCGAACAUUUUUCACAAAAUGUAGUUUAUAAUGAAGUGUUAAGAGCUGCCGGCUACCUUCCACCGUACUAA